ACAAAAGUCUUCAGUUUCAUACUUGAGGGAAAAUUAAAUAGCUAAUAAAUAAAAAAAGGAUCAGAGUGAGUGAAAGAGAGAGAAGAAGCGUUUCGUCCUCUUCUUCGUUUUCCUUCUUCCAUUAAAUACAAACCAAGCUUUAUUCAGCUUUCACUUCAGUUUCUCUGUCUCCAUUGAGAGUAACAAAAUUCUAUUUAAAAAAAACCCUCAGUUUUCUGAUUCUCAUUUUGUUUCUCAAAUCGGAAGUUUCGAUUUCUGAAAGAAUCCUUCUCGUUCUUUGGUGGGUUCUGUUUUUUUAAAAAGAGUUCAGGUUGGGAAUUGCUAUAAAGCUUUGCCAUAUUGGGACUAAUGAGAGACGACUGAGAAGUUAAUACAUUUCCAAACUUUUGUGUGGACUGAUUAUGCAUAAAGAUCUGAUCUCAACAAGAGAUUGAGCCAAGAAGAAGAAAAAGAGAAGAGAUAAUGUGGUGGUGGUCUUCUUCAUCAAAAGGCCGUUCAAAUCUGGAGAGGUUUCUCUUAGGAGUCACUCCUAAGCCUCCUUCAUUCUCUCUUCCUCAGCAGCAGGGGAAGGAGGAGAUAAAGUAUUUCAUGCUCGGUGAUCUCUGGAACUAUUACGAUGAGCUGAGCGCGUAUGGUUUUGGAUCACGAGUUGAUCUAAGCAAUGGUGAAACUGUUAUGCAGUAUUAUGUCCCAUAUCUAUCUGCCAUCCAAAUCCACACUAACAAACCCGCUUUGAUGUCCAGGAGCCUGAGUGAGGUGGUUGAGUCCGAGAGUAGUGAAUGUUGGAGUGAUAGUGAAAGCGAGAAGUUGUUGUCAAGAUCCAUGAGCAAUGAUUCAAGCAAAACAUGGGAUGCUGUCUCUGAAGAUUCGGUUUUUGAUCCAGAUGGUACUAUAUUGCUGCGAGACAGACUUGGUUACCUUGACUUCAAGUACAUAGAAAGAGAUCCUCCUUACAAGCGGGUUCCCUUAACCGACAAGAUAAACGAGCUGGCUGAGAAAUAUCCGGGACUGAUGACCUUAAGGAGUGUCGAUAUGUCUCCUGCUAGUUGGAUGGCUGUUGCGUGGUACCCGAUAUAUCACAUCCCAAGCUGCGAGAACGAGAAGGACUUGACGACAUGCUUUUUAACUUAUCAUACUUUGUCUUCUUCGUUUCAAGAUAAUGUGGUGGAAGGAGAUUCUAGUAACAACAAAGUAAUGGAAGAAACAGAGUGUUGCGUUGUAAACAAGAGAAUACCAUUGCCUCCGUUUGGUUUAGCUGCUUACAAAAUGCAAGGAGAUCUUUGGGGCAAGACAGGGUUUGACCAGGACCGGUUGAUUUACCUUCAAAGCGCUGCAGAUUCAUGGCUGAAACAGCUGAAUGUUGACCACCAUGACUAUAACUUCUUCAUAAACUCCAACUUUUAAAGAUCAGUCGAAGGAGUCCUCUUAACGUUGACCCUUUCUUCCAAACACUUAAAAAAAAAAAAAAAACAUAACCUUGAAGUGUUCUUUGUUGUUGUCUGGCUCGUUGUGUUGCUUUAGGUAGCAACGGCCAUAGCGGAGUUUUUUUUUUUCUCAUGUUGGAAGCCAUGGAUGUUACUAAGAAGAGAAUAGAGUUUUUUUUUUUCUUGCAUGAGUGAGGGACCAUGUAAAUGAAGUUGGCUACUCUUUUACUUCUCUUCUGUCUCUUUUUUUUACUAAAUGGAUCUGUGAACUCUGUUUUGUACUUUUCUGUCUGAAAAUAUGA
Messenger RNA from Brassica oleracea var. oleracea, 1726 nucleotides. RefSeq lists its product as uncharacterized. The transcript is spliced from 6 exons. The record is from RefSeq and is a predicted model, not a curated record. Bases 463 to 1404 code for a protein of 313 amino acids. NCBI's taxonomy places the organism in Eukaryota, Viridiplantae, Streptophyta, Magnoliopsida, Brassicales, Brassicaceae.